Molecule: messenger RNA, 2914 nt
Organism: Durio zibethinus
Lineage: Eukaryota; Viridiplantae; Streptophyta; Magnoliopsida; Malvales; Malvaceae
Product: putative disease resistance protein RGA1
Molecular function (GO): ADP binding
Source: RefSeq, a predicted model, not a curated record
AUGUUUCGCCUUAGUUUGGGGAAGCUUAGAGAUGUCUUAUAUGAUGCUAAAGAUGUGCUUGAUAAAUUCAGGUGUGAAGCGCUGCAAAAGGAGUUGAUCAAUCGUGGAAGCACCACCACCAAAUUGGUACAAUUCCCUGCCCUCUCUAUUCCAUUUGCAUUCCCUUUAAGGAUAAGUCAUAAAAUCAAAAGAAUCACCGAAAAGCUAGAUACAAUUGCUAGUGAUUUCAAAAAAUUUAAUCUUGGACUUGAAGAGAAAGUUCAGAACCGACAUAUUAGUCUUAGAGAUGCCCACUCCUUUGUUAUACCUUCUAAUGUGAUAGGUCGAAAUCAAGCCAAAGAAAACAUCAUAGAUGUUUUAGUCAAGCCAACCAUUUUUGAAAAAAUCCCCGUCAUCCCUAUAGUUGGAAUCGGAGGUUUAAGGAAAACCACACUUGCUCAACUUGUGUACAACGAUGAAAGGAUCACUAAGGUCUUUCCCUUGAAAAUAUGGGCGUACGUGUCAGAUGAGUUUGAUCUUGCUAGGUUGCUCUGUGAUAUUAUUUGCUCCAUUACGGAGGAAAGAUGUUAUGGCUUACCAGUUAAUGCAUUGCAAACUCAUUUGCGAAUGCUUUUAAAUGGUAAGACUUUUUUACUUGUUUUAGAUGAUGUAUGGAACGAAGAUCAUGUAAAAUGGAUGGAACUGAGGGAUUUGCUGAUAACAAUGGGUAACUUUCAACAAAGUAAAAUCCUUGUGACUACACGGAGUUCAAAAGUUGCUUCGAUAGUGGGUACUAUUGUUCCGUACAACUUGAAAGGUCUUAGUCACAAGGAUUGUUUGUUUCUGUUUGUAAAAUGGGCAUUUAGGGAAGGGGAUGAGAAAGUAUAUCCAAACCUUUUGAGAAUUGGGGAUGAAAUUGUGAAAAAAUGCAAAGGGGUUCCAUUGGCAGUGAGAACUUUAGGGAGCUUACUCUACAUGAAAACUGAGCUACAUGAAUGGGAAUUUAUAAAAGAUAAUGACAUAUGGAAACUUGAUCAAAAUGAAAAUGACAUCCUACCUAUGCUGAAAUUGAGUUAUAAUCAUUUGCCAUCUCAUUUGCAAAGGUGUCUAACUUAUUUGUCAUUGGUUCCAAAGGAUACUAUUUAUGAUACUGAAUAUAUCGUCCAAUUCUGGAUGGCCAUUGGACUUAUUGAAAGCCCAAAGCAAAAUGAAGAGUGGGAAGAUGUUGGGUUACGAUAUUUCAAAGAAUUAUGGUCGAGGGGUUUUGUCGAAGAUGUCGAGGCUGAACCUACAUUUUACAGAUUUAAAAUCCAUGACCUAAUACAUGAUCUGUUGUUAAAUGUGUCUCAAGAUGACUGCUUAACAAUUUAUUCUCAUACAAUAAAUGCUGCUGAAAAUAUUCGACAUCUGUCAUUUUCGGAUGAUAAUCCAUUGAGAGCUCCACAAUCAUUUUUGAAGAAUUUAAAAGGUGUGCGGACAUUACUGAUCCUGGCUUCUUCAGGAGCAAAUAGGAUAAUUGAGGAACGUUUUGUAAAUGCUUCUUUCUUGAAUUUCAAGUUCCUGCGGCUACUUGAUCUCUCCUAUUCAUUUUUGGAAGUAUUGCCCAAGUCUGUUGGCACCUUGAAGCAUUUAAGAUAUCUUGACUUAUCUGGGUGUCAAAGAAUGAGGAAACUUCCUACUUCUAUCUGUAAACUUCAGAGCUUGCUGACUUUACGGUUACUUUGCGUUCCACUGAUUGAAGUACCUGAAUGUCUGCAACGCUUGAUCAGUCUCAGAUUUCUAGAGAUAACCACAGAUUCUCUGCUUUUAAGGGAUAUUCAUCCAGGAUGUUGGAGUUCGCUUCAGUUUUUGCAUUUGAUCCACUGUGAUAUGAUAGAAUCUAUAUUUGAAGGGAUGCAACACCUCACAUCACUGAGAACAUUGGUUAUCAAAUUCUGUUCUAGUUUGAUUUCACUGCCAAGAAGUCUGAAAUUUCUAACCAAAUUAGAGGAAAUCGAGAUAGUUGGAUGCAAAAGUAUCAAUUUGUGGAUGGAACAAGAAGGACAAGAAGACCAAGACCUUCACUUGCGGCUUAAAACUUUAACAAUAUGCGGAUCAGAAGCAUUGGAGGAUUUGCCACGGUUGCUUCUUCAAGGAUCAGCUACCACUUUUAAAUCCAUGCUAAUAGAGAGAUGUCCCAACUUCAAGGUACUACCAGAAUGGAUGCAAAAUCUCACAUCACUUGAGAGGUUGGAGCUUGCCGAGUGUCCAGCAUUAUCCUCUCUUCCCGAUGGACUGAAUCGCCUCACUGCACUUAGACAAGUAAAGAUUCAAAAAUGUCCUGAGCUGAGCUGAAAUUGUCAACCUGGGGUUGGUGCUGAUUGGUCCAAGCUUGCACACGUUCAAGAGGUUCAUAUUGAAGAUCAGAAGAUCGUCAAGCCACGCUCAAGUGAUCAUAGGUAAAUUGGUUCGGGUGCUUUGGUCAAAAAUAAAAGAGCAAGCAGGUAGCUCUUAUGGUGUGGGAAAAUUCAGCCAAACCCUGCAGGGCGCCAUCUGUUCAAAGCUUUUACUUUCUUUGACGAUCAUGUGCCUUGAACCAGACCUGUUUAUCUGUUUGCUUAAUACCUGCGCUUUAGCUAUUUGUUUGUGUUCUAUCUGUCUGUGAUUGGAUCCUUUGGAAUGAAACCAUCAUCUCAUUAUGAGUGACUCUUUAAGGACAAAAGAAAUCUUCUUGCUUGAAAAGGGAACAUCAGGCAUUCAACAUGAAGUGCUCAUUUCUUAUUAAACCCAAUGAGAUUUCGACCCACGUCGUCUAGUGUAAGAUUUCAGACUAUCUCAUCCAAAUGAGAUUCAAACCAAGUCAUUCAAAACUUUAAGUUUUGGGUUCAACCAAGUUCUAUCCUGUCAGCUGGAUGUUGAGCUUUUUGUUUGGGCAUCACCUUCUUCAGGGCCACAA